Messenger RNA from Gloeophyllum trabeum ATCC 11539, 2385 nucleotides. RefSeq lists its product as uncharacterized. The transcript is spliced from 24 exons. NCBI's taxonomy places the organism in Eukaryota, Fungi, Basidiomycota, Agaricomycetes, Gloeophyllales, Gloeophyllaceae. Bases 1 to 2385 code for a protein of 794 amino acids. The record is from RefSeq and is a predicted model, not a curated record.
AUGUCGGAGGCGCAAAGGGAACAGCAGCCUCUGCUGCGUGCUGAGGAGAUUGAGCAGACAGCGGUCUAUCCCAUAAUUCAUAUGAUUAAAUCGGAUGUUAUGCACUUCAUCGAUACGCCUUUGACUUACGACGCUCUCACGGCCCCAGACCUUACCUAUACCCUUGUUCGACCUCUCGAAGACAAGUAUAACGCCUUCCAGCGACAAGGAAACAUGUCCAUCGUCUUCUGCUUCUUGAUAAACCGUGUCCACUUCCUCCGGGAUCAAAGCCUGACCACUUCGCAGCUCUCGCGGUCUCGCGCAGCGCUCUGCGAGAUCCUGGCCAUCCGUGCGCUCAAUGCGCACGCCCACAGCUUGCUCGAACUCGCCCUUGUUACCACCACUAGCUGGCCUGUCUACAACGGUGCUGAUCCAGAUGUGAUUACACAGGCCAGGGAAGAGCGCGAUGAGCUCGAGGACCGCGUCGGAAAUGCUAUCGAGAUGGCUAUCAUCAGCAAGGCGAAGCGGUUCAUCAAGAGCUCCGCUUGCCAGAAAGUUAUCAAUGCUAUUUGGAUUGGUAAAUGUGUGUAUCAAGCCGAAAGCAACCAUUCUAUACUGUCAGAUACGUACAAACGCAAUCCGAUACAUUUCUAUGACCCCCACAAAGCCCCAUUAUUGGAUCAUUAUCGUCUGAAAGUGCCGGCUAUUCGGAUGGUGUUGGAAUAUCUGGAUUUCCUUCUUCUGUUCAUCCUUUUCGUCUUUGCGCUUGAGCUUAACCAACGAGAUCGUGUCAAUAUUGCUGAAGGCGCGUUCAUGGUCUAUGCGUUAGGGUUUGCCUUGGAGAAGGUGGCAGCUAUGCAAGAGCAUGGCAUCAGAGUGUAUUUCACGGGCACUUGGAAUGGUUUCGAUCUAGCAUUCGUGACUGUAUACUGCACGUACGCAUUUUUGAGGCUCUACGGAGUGUACCACGACAACUUCUGGGCACGUUCUACGGGCAUAGACCUGUUAGCUGUAAUCGCAGUCCUGAUGUUCCCAAGGCUCGUAUUUGUUACGCUGCGGAAUAACCUCAUGGUCCUAUCCGUCCGAGCUAUGCUCGUGCAGUUUGUUAUUUUGAUGUUUAUCGCUGCAUUCUGUUUCGCUGGAUUUUUGUAUGCGUUAUGGACACUGAGCAGAAACUCUGCUGGUUACUCUGCUGGGCAGAUCGCGUGGUGGAUGGCGGAUCUCUGGUUUGGACUGGACGCAAGUGGUUUCGACAAAGCAUCUCAAUUCCAUCCAAUAUUUGGGCCGAUCAUGAUGAUUGCAUACGCAUGCUUGAGCAAUACCCUACUGCUCACGGUUUUGGUUUCUAUACUCUCACAUACGUUCUCGACCAUAAGUGAAGACGCCCAAGCGGAAGCCAUGUUUAGACGAGCUGUGACCACCAUAGAAGGUGUCAAGGCUGAUCCAUUGUUCUCAUAUUUACCACCUAUAAACCUUGUCGCACUGUGCAUAAUGUUCCCUCUCAGUUACGUUUUGUCUCCUCGGUGGUUCCACAAGGCCAAAACGGCCGGCACCCUCAGCUUCUACGAUACAGUCAGUGCCGCCGCGGAGAAAGUAUUCGAUACCCUGCCAAGGCAAUUGAAACGUCUCACUUUCUUUGAGGGCCUUGCUGGCGCAGAUUCAAGUAUAGAUGCUAUAUUCGAAAUCGAGGAUGAGAUGGGUGACAGUGCGCUGGACACACAGGACUACGACGAUCCUUUCCUUUCUGGCCAGCAAGGCCCCAGACGCCCUUCUGAGCGACGGCUCUCCGCUGCUUCGCGGCGGCGUCCCUCAUUUGCCCCUCUGAUUCCACCGAAAGCCUCGAGCCAACAGAUUUCAAAUGGUCAACCAUCUGCCUCUGGGGGAGGAGGCCAUGUACCCGUCAGGCAGCGUGUCAACUCGGCGAUGGCCCGUGGUGCGGAAGCAGCGCAGAGCUUCACAAGUCCUCUCGCCCAGAUAUUCCAGCCCUUGGUCGUAGACGAUGAUAUACCCGAGGAAGCUCGAGAAUCACCAUCCAACGCCCCCGGGCCAACACAUAUGAUCAGUUUCGGUCCCGCUACUCGCAGACGGCUUACCUCGGUACACCGAAGGAGCACCACCGAUCCCUAUCACCUUAACCCUAUGCAAUCGAGUCCCAAGAAGUUCCCUUCAGUGACUUCUGAUGCCCGUAGUCACGGCUCCUUGUUGAGUCAACCUCUGUCAGAAAGCCCUGGACAGGGAGAGGGUCGACCGGAGACGGCCUCGCAUGUAGAGGAGGAUGAAGGAUCUCCUUCCCGUGGGGGCCCCGGAUCAGGAGAGUUGAUGAAGCGUUUUGAUCUCAUGGAGGAGCGGCAACGCAGGAUUGAAGAAUUGCUUAUGCAACUCACGCAGAACCUUGGUUCUAAAUGA